GACUGAUUUGCAAGUAAAAUUUCGAUGUUUUAAUGAAAAUCUUACAUGUCAUAAAUGAAAGCUGGCUUUCAAGUUAUUCAUGCAUACCCGGCUAAUUAUAAACAGUCUCUGCACUUCGUUUUACAAAAGAACAUUCAAUAUGACGUUAAUAUUGGUGAUCGUGCGAAACAGUGUGGGCAAAGGCCUUCUUCUCGUACAAAACUAACGAUGGAUGAAGAAGGCAGUCAGUCUCCGUGUUUUGAUUACUCUUUGCCAAUUAUUGGCUAUGAAAUAGUUGAGAAACGCCAACGAUUUACCGUGUACAAAAUACAUGUUAAGAAGCAAACGCAAAGUUGGUUUGUCUUUCGAAGGUAUUCUGACUUUGAACAGUUGCAUAAACAGUUAAUGUCAAUAUUUCCUACAGUCAAGCUUAAUCUUCCUCCAAAAAGACUCUUUGGGGAUAACUUUGAUGCAGAGUUCAUAGCAAAACGAGCACAAGGAUUACAAAAUUUCAUUCAUGAAAUUCUUCAACAUUUCAACAUAAAAAUCAGCCGUGAAAUCUGUGAAUUCUUCUGUUUGCAUGAUCCUCCUGGACCGUUUGAUAGCAUUGAAGAAAGCAGGGCGUAUGUACAGUUUCUUGAAGAACAAUUAGAAAACACUAAGUCAGUUGUGAUUCAACUCAAUAGCCAAUUAGAACAGACGAAAUGUCAGUUAAACGAGGCGCGUUCGCAUAUACGACGUUUGAAAUUUCAACUGCGUAAAAGACAGUUACCAGAUCCUCCUAGACACUCAACCCCAUUGGUUGAUUGUAGCAAAACGCAUGACGUCAUCGACUCUCGUUUGUCGUGUUUAUUGGACAGUACACAAAAAACAAGAAAAACUGUCAGUUUUGCAAAGACAAAAUCUGCGAGCGAAGGGAACCUUCUCGUACUCAAACGAAAAGAAAAUAGUCCAAAGAGUCAAUUUCGACAUAGCAUUACUUUUGGAGAGGAUUGUUACAACAGAUAUUUAAAGGUCGAUUUCCACUCGAGUGUUACAAGAAAUACUAAAGGGAGAAAAGGAAAUGUAGGAAAAGAAAAGCGAUAUAAAAAACACAAAACUGUCUAUAAUCGUGAAAAACAACAUCACGAUAAAAGCUCUUUUCAAUCAAUCCACAAAAACGUUACGAUAAAUAAACGUGAUGGUGACAACAUUAGGGAGAGUUGUACUGAAUAAGAAUAAUUGCAUGAAUAUGUAAGUUAACAACUAUCUCUUUACAAUGAUAUGAUGUUUCCAUUUGCA
Messenger RNA from Xenia sp. Carnegie-2017, 1260 nucleotides. RefSeq lists its product as uncharacterized. The transcript has 6 exons. The coding region runs from base 55 to 1194 and encodes 379 amino acids. Gene Ontology annotation, molecular function: phosphatidylinositol binding. Gene Ontology annotation, biological process: early endosome to late endosome transport; endosome to lysosome transport; protein targeting to lysosome. The record is from RefSeq and is a predicted model, not a curated record. Lineage: Eukaryota; Metazoa; Cnidaria; Anthozoa; Malacalcyonacea; Xeniidae. Gene Ontology annotation, cellular component: late endosome; extrinsic component of endosome membrane; early endosome.